UGUCCGUUUCGAACGUGGCAGGCCGCAUACGUGUCGAUACGAUUAAAUAAAAACAUAUGCAUUCAAUUUCUGAACGAUACCAUUUUGGGGAUUAAUAAAAUUUGAAAAAAAUAACGUGUUUUGUGCACGCGCGUGAUUUCGCGCCUAAACUAAAUGUGCCAGUGACGUAUUAAUUUUUUUAAAGUGUGUGCUUUUGUGAGGCUUUGACUAUCUUAUUUACGGAUCGCUUUAAAACUGUGGCAAUAUGGCGUCAAAGGAUUUCCGGUCGGAGCGAGUGAAGCAAAUGUUCAGUUGGACUACUGCAGAAACCUCGCCUUCGUCGCCAAUGGGCGACGAGAAGGAGUCCAAGAUGAGCCAGAUACAGUUCUCCAUGCCACUCGACAUAAAUAACAGCACUGUGUGGCAAAAAAGGCAGCAAGCGGUUUGCGUGCAGCACGCUUUCAAACACUACGGGUCCAACAAACGGCCCAACCACGUGCUCAGCAACCUCAACAUGUCCGUCAAGAAGGGCACCAUAUAUGGACUCUUGGGUGCGUCAGGUUGCGGGAAGACCACCUUACUCUCCUGCAUAGUGGGCCGGCGGAAACUGAACAGCGGCGAGAUAUGGGUGCUGGGGGGCAAGCCGGGCACCAAAGGGUCUGGAGUCCCCGGCAAGCGCGUGGGCUACAUGCCGCAAGAGAUCGCGCUGUAUGGCGAGUUCACCAUAAAGGAGACCAUGAUGUACUUCGGCUGGAUCUUCGGCAUGGAGACCAGGGAGAUCGUGGAUAGGCUGCGGUUCCUGCUGGAGUUCCUCGACCUGCCCAGUGAGAACAGGAUGGUGAAGAAUUUAAGCGGUGGGCAGCAGCGGCGCGUGUCGUUCGCGGUGGCGCUGAUGCACGACCCGGAGCUGUUGAUCCUGGACGAGCCCACGGUGGGCGUGGACCCUCUGCUGCGCCAGUCCAUCUGGACGCAUCUGGUUCGCAUCACCAGCUCGGGAGACAAGACCGUCAUAAUCACCACGCACUACAUCGAGGAGGCGCGCCAGGCGCAUUGUAUCGGGCUGAUGCGCAGCGGCCGGCUGCUGGCGGAGGAGUCUCCGCAAGCGCUGCUCACAAUGUACAGCUGCAUCUCCCUGGAGGACGUGUUCCUCAAGCUCUCCAGGAGACAAGGCCAAGCGAACCAAGUUGUAGAGUUGAACGUCAGCGGAGGCCUGGGGCUCAACAAGAUGUCAAAGCGCGAGGAAGCGCCGUACGCGGCGGAAGACGCGCAGGUGGUCGGCCUCAACUUCCACCAGAGCAAGGAGGUGCUGAUAGUGGAACACGCCGCCGGAUCCAAUGGAGAUCUGCCCGGUAAAAUGUCCGAAGUCGUGAAGUCCGAAUGCGAAGAUUGUGGAGGCUGCUUAAACUUCACAUCUCGGGGGAAGAUAAAAGCUCUCAUCCAGAAGAACUUCCUCCGCAUGUGGCGUAACAUCGGCGUGAUGCUGUUCAUCUUCGCGCUGCCCGUCAUGCAGGUCAUCCUGUUCUGCCUCGCCAUCGGCCGGGACCCCAGCGGACUAAGAUUGGCUGUUGUGAAUGACGACGUGCAAGUACUGGAUAGUUACUGCCCCUACAACACGUCCUGCUCCAUGAAGAACCUCUCCUGUCGCUACCUGGCCCACCUGAAGAACCAGUCCAUCAUCAAGCAGUACUACGCGGACCUAGACUCGGCUAUAAAUGCUGUCAGAGAAGGCGAAGCUUGGGGAGCGAUAUACUUCAAUGAAAACUAUACGGAUUCCCUCGUGGCUAGGUUGGCUUUGGCGGACACGGCUGACAACGAAACCAUAAUGUCAUCGGAGGUGCAAGUUUGGCUCGACAUGUCGAAUCAGCAGAUAGGUCUCAUGUUGAACCGGGACAUACAAUUCUCCUAUCGGGACUUUGCAAAGGAUCUUUUAUCGACGUGCAAUUACAACCCGAAAGUGGGUGACAUCCCCAUCGACUUCAAGGAUCCAAUCUACGGUGACAACAACCCCUCUUUUACUGACUUCGUCGCACCUGGUGUAAUUCUCACGAUCGUGUUCUUCCUGGCGGUGGCGCUGACGUCGUCGGCUCUGAUCGUGGAACGCAUGGAGGGGCUGCUGGACCGCUCGUGGGUGGCGGGCGUGUCGCCGGGCGAGAUCCUGUUCUCGCACGUGGUGACGCAGUUCGUGGUCAUGUGCGGCCAGACGGCGCUCGUGCUCAUCUUCAUGAUCCUCGUGUUCGGCGUCAAGAGCAACGGCAACAUCGUCUACGUCAUCAUGCUCACGCUGCUGCAGGGUCUGUGCGGGAUGUGCUUCGGCUUCGUGAUCUCAGCCGCUUGCGAAUUAGAACGAAAUGCGAUACAGCUUGCCCUUGGCUCAUUUUACCCCACGUUACUCCUCAGUGGGGUAAUCUGGCCCAUCGAGGGUAUGCCCUGGGCUCUAAGAGGUAUAGCCUUAUGCUUACCCCUAACCUUAGCGACAUCUGCCUUACGAUCAGUCUUAACAAGAGGUUGGCCACUCACGGAUCCGGAUGUAUAUUUAGGCUUUGUGGCCACUUUAGCUUGGAUCGCGCUAUUUUUGGUAGUAACGAUAACUAUUUUGCGUUUUAAGCGAGGAUAAUUUUUCUAUAGUAAUUGUUAAGCUCAAAUGGCUUUACGCUAUUGUCAAUGUGAAUAUACGCUUUAAGUAUAAAAUAACAAAUAUCCCAUUCUUUUGUCGAAUCAGUUACUAUAUUACAUUUCAAUGUUUCGGCUUUUUGGCUUUUUCCCGCUCAAUCUCAAUUAAAAGAAGCAGAUGUAUUUAAUGUCCAAACAAGGGCACAAAGUAGAAGGAAUAAGGGUAAUUAACAAAUGUAUAUUUAUCUCAGAAAAUAGAUAUAGUUUUAGUUAGUUUAACUUCUAGGUGCUGAGUGUGAGAAUUUCUAUGUCUAAUGUUUGCAUAUUGUUUCCCAGUAUCAUCACUAGAUGGCGCUGUUUCGAUUCCAUACAAGUCGUUGUUAUCUUUCAAGUGAUCGAAUCGAGUAAACGUAGAUAGAAAAUCUAACGCUAGGCACACGAGACAGCAAUCCAUUUGUAAGCGUGUGAAAGAGAUAAAUAUAUUCGUGUUAAUGUAUAACAACUGUAAUAUAGACGAGAGAUACGAAUCUCAAUCAAAUAAAUACGACACAAGUUAUUUCGAUUGUAUAAUUGAAUAUCGAUAUAGUAAGAUGUAAAAUAGCGAAUUAAAAGCAUAUCAAUUUAAAUUUGCUCAACCGCUCAACGAUUUUAUAAAAUACGUAUCUAUAUAUUCGUAAUCGGUGUCAAUGUUGCCAGUAAUAACAAAUUAAAGUGCCCAAACCUACUAUUUUUUAUAGUUUAACCACUAUUCAGUAAAUUUUAAUACGAUAAAGUAUUUAAUUAAUAUUAUAAAAAAAAACUUUUUGGUACCUCAAAUAAUAUAAUAGUUCUUAUUAAGUUCUAACGUAUAAAUUAGGUGAAAAUCUUUUUAACAAAACACUAAAACAAUUUACAUGUCUUGCCUAAAUAUUUCAAGAACAAAAAUAAAUCGAUUACGAAUAGUUACGUACCAAUAAUAGUUUUAGUACUUAUAGCUAAAUGACUGUUAUUUAGUCGACGUGUAAAUAUUAGGUUAUAUUUAUAGUAGCGAGUACAUUAUUACUUAAGGUAUAGGGAAUGUUAGCAUUAUGAUUGGUCCAACGCUUUUUAUAGGGUCCUCCGGUAUAGGUAGUUAAUGUUAACCUUCGAACAAUCAAUUGAUAGGGGACGACCUUAAAUAAAGAUAUCUUCUGUUACUAUAUCUUGAGCAAUUACUAUAUCCAAUAGAAGUAUCACGGUUAUAUUGUGAUGUGUAGAAAUUUGUGAAAGUUGUAUAUGCUUGGGUUUCAUAAUAUGUGGUAUUAUAGAUAGAUGCAAUUACAAAGAGUCUCCUAUGCGUUGAAUGCUCGAAGAUACCUGAAUAAUGAGUUACCAUAGUUUAAGAUGGUGCCAUAGACGUAAUGGUGAUUUUUUUUAUUUUUUCCAUCCCAAACAAAACUACUUAAAGCUACCAGUUACCACCAUUUUAUUGAUUUGGCAACACCAAAACAUUUAUGGCAAUAUAGGAUAUUUAUUAUUGUAUAAUUUCAACCUUUUCAUAGUCUUUUAUAUUUCAACGAUGUAAACAAAUCUUAAGGUCUAGACAUUAUAUUAAGUGGCGGCAUUUCAAACUUUAACCUUAUUUAUGAAGUUUUUUUAAAGAUAACUUCGCUUUUUACUGUUUCAGUUCGUACGAAGAAAAAAAAUAAAACCGUCAAAGUUAUUUUUUAUUACAGACUUUAUGUUUAUAUGAAUUUGCGCCAUCUUUAAGUGAAUUUGUAGUUGUAACUAACUAGUAGAAUGGUUGUAUGAAGCAAUAUAUUAUUAGCUAUGUACGUAUCGUGUAAGUUAACUAUAGAACUUAUUAGACGUAAGAAUUACAUAAAACUAAGUACCUAACUGCAAUUUUUUGUGUGCAAAUCGAGUAAAAAUGACGUAAGGUUUAUCUUAGUAAAACUGGUAUUUUUAUUAACGUAUAGUUAAAAGGUCUUUCAAUUCAUUAAAAAUUACAAUUAUAAUAUAUUUUUCUAUUUCUAUAUUUAAUAUUUCACUGUUAUCCUAACAGAAAAUUACGUCCGUAUCAUUUUAGUAUAUCACUGUCAAUUGACGGAUCCAGGGUACCAGCCUGCAGUUAAAGGGUUGGGAUGUCUGCAAAUCAAAAUUUUGUGAAAUCAAUUACACAUAUUUGAAAGUUAGCAACUUUUUAAAAUAUAUUUCUACAUUAUCACUAUCAGCAACUUUAGUUUAUUUCGUUACAUUGUUCUUAUUCAUGGGAAUUUAGUCUAUAUUAUACAGGAUUUUAUAGCUUAUAUGAAACAACGGUUAUAGAUAAAUUAUUUUUACGCUCUGUGCUCUGUACAAAGCGAACGAAAUCUAAUAUUUCAUUAAGAACCCAGUUUUUAAAUUCAAUGGGGCAUCCCUUGUUUAACCCCUGUAAAAUAAUUGAUUAUCCAUUUUGGCUGACUGUACAUUGGCUACUAUUAGUUGAGCGAUCAUGUAUCGCUACAACGACCCGAACAGUUCAUUUUUAUUUGCAUAGUUAAUUCUCAAGCGCACAUGCCACUUCAGUUACUGUCCGUGUCGAUUCCAUUCAAAAAUUAUGUGCUAAAGCGACAAGAUCAGUUGCAGACGCCUAUGUUACGACUUGGCAGUUUUUUAUUUAUAAAACUAUUGAAAUUUGUCUUUGACCGAACAUUUGCUUUGACUCAUCAGGCGUUGGGCGGCUUCCUCUCAAGAGGCGUUUAAUAAGCGUACGUUCACUGUAGCGGUGAAGGCUCACUUUCUUAUAAGCGUGUCGUGUCGUGUUGAUUUUAACUUUUUUACUAAAGUUUAAUAUUUAUGCUCUGUUAUAGCAUUCUUUUUACAUCUAAAGCAUUAAAGAAGUAUUUUUGAACGGGAAAUAUUUACCGAAAACUUAAUUUUUUUUUUCGUUUUCCCAUAAUUUGGCUGGACUACGGCAUAAAAGCUAAUGAACGACAGUUUACCGACAUCUAUUUAUUUCUUUUAUUUUAAUUAGUUCGUAUUUUUGACACAUUAAUUGAAUUUUAGUAGAAAUAUCAUUUUUGAACGGGCAACACUAAUAUUCUACUAAAUAGAAAGUAAAGUGUAUAGAAUAGUAUAGAAGUGUCUGACUGUGAUUAUUUUUGCUAACAUCGACAUGUUUUUUGUAAUGACAAUUAUACAAUAAUACUGUACCAAAUAA
Pararge aegeria (speckled wood butterfly) is the source of this 5749-nucleotide messenger RNA. It is a transcript of the gene snu, whose product is annotated as ABC transporter G family member 23. Gene Ontology annotation, molecular function: ATP binding; ABC-type transporter activity; ATP hydrolysis activity. Gene Ontology annotation, cellular component: ATP-binding cassette (ABC) transporter complex; membrane. NCBI's taxonomy places the organism in Eukaryota, Metazoa, Arthropoda, Insecta, Lepidoptera, Nymphalidae. Gene Ontology annotation, biological process: transmembrane transport. The transcript is spliced from 16 exons. The record is from RefSeq and is a predicted model, not a curated record. The coding region runs from base 245 to 2593 and encodes 782 amino acids.